AUGAAGGAUAGCAAGUUUAUGCAGCGGAUAAAUGCUCUGAUGGGCAUGAGCAGUGCUGUGGGCCCACUGAAAGAGCAAAUGCUAGUGCAGCUCAUCCAGGAGGACCCACGAGUCCUCGAGGCGAUGGCUGCUGCGCAAGGAUUGCUUGUUACAAGGGGCUCCGACGCACAACCUCCGCCAGCUCCUGCAGCUACUCCAGCCGCGCCUACGGAAGCUUCACUGCCAAAGGCCGCUGAAGAGAGCUCAGAGCAAAAGCAGGCUGACAAAUUGAAAGCUGAAGGCAAUCGCUUGUACAAAAAGCGAAAGUUCAGCGAAGCACUGGAAAUGUAUGACAAGGCCCUCGAGAGAGUUCCUGAUGACCUCACCUACCACAACAACAAGUGUGCAGUGUGGAUGGAGAUGGGCGAAGAAAACUACCCGAAGGUUCUCAAAACCUGUGAAGACCUUAUCUCCCAACGCUACGACAUCAACUCCAGAAAUCCAGGAGGAGCAUCCUUCGAAAAAGUUGCAAAGGUGUACCUCAGAAUGGCCUCUGUGUUUGAAAAGCAAGAGAGAUUUGAGGAGGCCAUUGCUAUGUACAACAAAGCCUUGACGGAAGACAAUAACAAACAAACCAGAAAUGCUCUCAGAGAAGCAGAGAGAGCGAAGGAAAAGUUCGAGAAAGCCAGAUACGUGGAUCCUCAGAAAGCCGAGGAACACAGAGAAAAAGGCAAUACGUUCUUCAAAGCAAAUGACAUGGUUGCAGCGAAGCAGGAGUAUGAUGAAGCCAUCCGAAGAAAUCCGAUGGAUGCGAGACUGUACUCAAACAGAGCCGCUGCUCUCACCAAGCUUCUCGCCUACCCGGACGCAUUACGUGACUUGGACGAGUGCUUGAAGCUGGAACCAACCUUCAUCAAGGCAUACUCCCGGAAAGGAGCGGCCCACUUUUUCAUGAAGGAGUACCACAAGGCUUUGGAAGCUUACGACAAGGGCUUGGCCCUAGACAAGAGCAAUGAAGAAUGCAAGAAAGGCAAAGAACAGGUCCUUUCAAAGAUCAUGGAGACGCAGUCAAACGACGUUGAUGAGGAGCAGGUGCAGCAUGCAAUGGCAGAUCCGGAGAUUCAGAGAAUGCUCCAUGAUCCUCAGGUACGAUUGUUUCUGAGGACGCUUGAGGAGAAUCCAGCUGAGGGUCAGAAGGCGAUUCAAAGUGAUCCACGAUUGAGGGAGAUCGUCUCGAAACUGGUAGCAGCUGGCAUCAUCCGGACCAGAUAG
This is a messenger RNA of Cladocopium goreaui, 1251 nucleotides long. The record is from the annotation of a GenBank genome assembly. Lineage: Eukaryota; Dinophyceae; Suessiales; Symbiodiniaceae.